Triticum turgidum subsp. durum (durum wheat) is the source of this 1206-nucleotide messenger RNA. Lineage: Eukaryota; Viridiplantae; Streptophyta; Magnoliopsida; Poales; Poaceae. The record is from the annotation of a GenBank genome assembly.
AUGCUAGAAACUGACCAAGCCAGCAAGGUAUCAAAGGUGCUCGACGACGAUGACCUCCUCAGGGAGAUCAUUAUCCGCGUCGGCUUCCCCACCACCCUUGUCCGUGCUGCCCUUGUCUGCAAGCGCUGGUACCAUCAUGCCUCUGAACCCGCCUUCCUCCGCCAUUUUUGCGAGCGCCACCUGUCCUGCCUCCUUGGCUUCUACGUCGAGGAUAGGGAAGAUCAUAAAAUGGCUUCUAUUCGGUUCUUCAGUUUGCUAAAUAAGCCCCGAGAACUUGCUGCCAUCGUCCGCUCUCUGCUGGGCUACAGUUGGGACGCCUACCGCAGCGCGCCGGCCAACUUCCUCUGCUCCCGGAACGGCAGAGUCUUCAUCAGCUUGUACGACCAGGUCAACCGCAGCAAAUUUACAGUUGGGGCGCACAGUCCAUUAUGUCCUGAGAGAGGCCUGACUGUUGUCCCACCAUUCCCACACAUUGAAAUCCAGGAUGGCUAUUCCCGCACGAUGAAUGAUCUCUUCUCCGUAGAUGAAGUCAAUGACUUGUCCUUGUUGCAUGUGUUGGUGGUGUCUAACAUGCAGAGAACAAAAUCUACGGUGCACGUACAUAUGUGGCGACAUGGUGAUGGUGUGUGGCGCACGUAUCUUACCUUGGACACAGACCAGCUCCUUGAUCCACGACGGGAACCAAAAUCUGUGCUCGCCAACAAUAAAAUCUACAUAGCAAGCGCCCAGAGCGACAUUGUUGUCUUUGAUUUGAUUGCCUCGAGCAUCUCUAUGUUUCAGCUCCCACAAGGGGUGGAGUAUGGCGAUACAGAUACCAUGUUGGCACAGGCUCAGGAUGCUUCUGGUGUGUAUCUCAUCCAUGCAAAGAAGCUUCAGCUUCACAUUUGGCUCCACAAGGGGGACAACUGGUUACUGGUGGACACCAUUUGUUUGCGUGAGAUGGUAGCUAAUAUGUGGAUUCCAGGUUACAGGGUUGAAGAUGAUUCCUACGCUCCUCUCCGGAUAAAGCAUGUGGGGGACCAUGCUGAGUUUAUGUUCUUGGAGAUGGGUCGAUGCGCACUUCAAUUAGAUGUCAAGUGCAUGCAGUUGCGUAAAGUGUAUGUCAUGGCAGAAGAAGAAGUGCGUUUGGGUGAUAUCCAUCCUCUUAAGAUGAUUUGGCCGCCCAUAUUCCCUGCGCUCAAGGAUAAUCCUGCAAGCUCCAAAUAA